GCUUGGGAACUCUCAAUUGAAACUUUUCAUAACCCCCCAGCUCCGCUCAGGUCUCUUAUCAAUUUCAGUUCUCAUCGGUUAACGAUAACUACGGAUGCGCAAUUUCUUCUUCUCUCCUUGUGCUCUGCCGUCUCGCUGUUCAGAAGCAGAGGAAAUGGACACCGAGGCCUUGGCCAUGACAGCCGAAACUUGGGCGCUCGUGGUCCAUUUGUGCCCGCAUUCCGGGUUUUCCGUGAGCCAAGGAGUCGGUACUCACAAUCAUGGAACAUUCCACUUCCCACAGUCACCCAAGAAACAUCGCCAUUCGCAAGGCAUCAAGCGAGUCGGCUUCCCCGCACAGCUCCGAUCUCGAUGUGCAAAGACCUCCAUGGUGCAGCAGAGCCCCGCCCGAGACCCUGCAGAAUCGAAUAGCCAUGGUCUUCACACUGAGACAUGCAGCAUUCACGAUUGGGCUCGCAAACCACUCAACUGCAGUGAAAAGCAUUUCUUUUGUGCUAUCACCACCCGACUGAGCAGCGGUGAAGCUGCUACCGUGGGAGAAUUAAGCGAUGUUGGUCAAUGUCCCCGCUGUUCGGUCGACUUAUGUGGCAUCCUUACAUUGCCGGCACACAUGGCUUCUUUUCACCAUCCGACCCGCAGACGCCCAUCCCAUCUCGCUGCGAUGAGGGCCUGCGGGCUUGACAGUCGGUGGCGUGGCCGGUGGCGUGGCCCGGGUCGUCCCGGCGGCCGGUCUCCCACGCGGUCCGUCGGAGACCAGGACGAUGACACCAGCCUCAAACUGACCAUUCCCCUCUACCAAGGAAGAAAAAGAAUACAGGGACUCCGUCGGCCAAACUCCGAGGCCAGGUGGGUUUGCUGAUCUCCAGCUUAAACCCGGAACCCCUCCAAACACCUGCAUGCGUACCAUUGGCGGUGCGUGAUGCAGCCUGCAACCAUCAAAGGAUCCCCAAUGGAGU
Molecule: messenger RNA, 956 nt
Organism: Chaetomium fimeti
Lineage: Eukaryota; Fungi; Ascomycota; Sordariomycetes; Sordariales; Chaetomiaceae
Exons: 1
Coding region: 95-859 (254 amino acids)
Source: RefSeq, a predicted model, not a curated record